AGAAGACCAGGACGACAUUUCACAGACAUUAUAAAUGUCCAAAGGACUGUGCAUGGAACCUUGUUGUUCAUUGGCUGUCGUAGCGGCGCUUAAACAAUCAUAACUGCAGAGGUAUGCAAGACGAAAAAAAAAGCGUUUUAUAUGGGAGCAGGCAACACCUGUGACAUCCGUCUUGGCAGUGUCGUCUUCCCCUGUAGUUGUGUGUGGCCAUGGCCUCACCUGCCAGACUGGUGCUUCCAGUUUCGCUGCAGACGACAGUUGUUGCGGUUGGCGAUGUACAUGGCAUUCUGCUUGGGCCAGGAGUUGAUGCAGUCAACGGAGAUUCCACUGGAAGCUUAGCAGCGACCCUCAGUCGCCCCAACAGACGACCACUAGUCGGCCCGCUGCGGCCCGCCUGCCCUCACAGCCCUCCCAACCCGUGCAGCACCAGCAGCAGCAGCAGCAGCAGCAGCAGCAGCAGCAGCAGCAGCAGCAGCCUCUUCCGCAGAUGUACACGUUGGUGUCUGGAGCAGCUGGAAAACCUGGUUUGGUGGAGCUGUACGCUCCAACUCCUCAACCGCAGGUAGCUCCACCUGGUGCACGGAUUGUGUAUGCCUACCCAGAGUCGCUGCCAGGUUACUAUAGCAACGCUGGGGGGCAAGUUGACACUGGACAACAGUCCGGGCUGCAACCAGUGUAUAUUUACUACGUUCCACAAGUGCGGCCACCCCUCAGCCACCCCUUUCAGCCCACCCGCAGGAAGGAGGUGCGGUAGUCUUGAGUUCUUCCUACCAAACGGUACUCCAGCAGCAGCAACAGCAGCAGCAGCAGCAACAGCAGCAGCAGCAGCAGCAGCAACUUCAAGAGCAACAACUACAACAGCAGCAGCUGCAACAACAACUACAGCAGCAACAGAUGCAGAUGCAGCUUCAAGAGCAACAGCUACAACAACAGCUGCAACUUCAUCAGCAACAACAACUGCAGCAGCAGCAGCAACAGCAACAACAACAACUGCAACAACAACAGCGCUUGCCCAAGCAUUCGGAGUCGCCAGUGGCGCCGGAGUACCUGGCAAACCAGCUGACGAAGCUGCUGGGCUCGGCUGGUGCGCAUUCCGGUGCGCAGGCUUUUCUCUACUCCAGCGCCAACACUCAGCAAGGCCCGUCACUCCAGGACGUCGGUCACAAGGGCCUCAACUUGCCCACCCCUUUCUCGGAUGCUCGCAUGCUUGCUGGCACAGGUAUUGUGGGUAGGCAAGGAGGCGGCGAGCUGUACCCCAGUCAUGUCCAGCUGUCCCCCAGUCACAUCCAGUUGUCCCCUAGUCACAUCCAGCUGUCUCCCAGUCACAUCCAGCUGUCCCCUCUUCAAGCCCAGCUGUUAGCCAGUCACGGGCACCUAGCUCAGGCGUCAAACAGUCACGCACACGGGUCACAAAGUCAAGUCCAGCUGCCACCCAAUAAUGCGCAGCUGUCUCUCACUCACGCACAGCUGUACCAGCUGGCGCGCAGUCAGGGUAAAGGUGGUCAGGGACACCACCAGCACACGGAUACCGAGCACAUGACGCCACAGUGCCCUCCCUUGAGGGCAGGGGAGCAUUGCAAAGGAGUAUCUCACGGCUGUCACCAACACUCCCAGUGUGAACCGGGAGCGGCAUGCUGUCCUGACGCCUGUGGCAUGGUCUGCAAACGGGUGGUGGCCGCAUCUCGCAGCAGUCGCAUGCUGCCGGGCUCCAUGCUCGUGCAACCAUGCCUGGACGCCAACUGCAGCAGCCGGGGUGAGCACGCCCAUGACCACUGUGAUGCGGAGCAUGCGUGUGGAGCCCGGAGCGUGUGUUGUUUUGACGGUUGUAACAACAUCUGCAGGCACAACAACAACAUGGCGGCUCUUCCCUCGGCGGCUUGUUUGGCCGCAAGCCUAACAUGAGAGACAUGUCCAUGAUGAUGUUGCUGUCUGCGGGAACAUAGCAGGUCCACCCGGACACUGGGGCGACACCCAGGUCUUGGUCACGUGGACAUAUUUCAAGGUGCUGGCACCGUGGUUGAGUGUCAUGCGAAUCGGGUUCCUCUUCUGUCUUCGUAACGGCUAACGAUCAGAAUUUUUUCAGACAUCACAUUUAAAACUGUUUAUGGAAAAAGAUAAAAUAAAGCAAUCUUUUAUAUCUAUAGCCCGAGGCAGACAGUUUAACAGUUGAAGGAAAACGUGCAGAAAAAAACCCCAUCGAUGUACAUUAAUAUUUUAUAUUAUUUUUGUUUUAAUAUGCGUGUAAUAUAUAGGACUUCCGAUGAAACUAUAUAGAAAUGAUAGUAAGUAGUACCUCUUGUAUAUUUACGUUUUAUGUAACGGAGAGGCUAAGGUGUCACUUUGAUUAAACAUUGUUGUGAUACUACA
This is a messenger RNA of Pomacea canaliculata, 2367 nucleotides long. RefSeq names its product probable basic-leucine zipper transcription factor N. The record is from RefSeq and is a predicted model, not a curated record. Lineage: Eukaryota; Metazoa; Mollusca; Gastropoda; Architaenioglossa; Ampullariidae. Bases 895 to 1902 code for a protein of 335 amino acids. The transcript has 4 exons.